Messenger RNA from Engraulis encrasicolus (European anchovy), 4072 nucleotides. It is a transcript of the gene plekhg7, whose product is annotated as pleckstrin homology domain containing, family G (with RhoGef domain) member 7. NCBI's taxonomy places the organism in Eukaryota, Metazoa, Chordata, Actinopteri, Clupeiformes, Engraulidae. Bases 457 to 2688 code for a protein of 743 amino acids. The transcript is spliced from 17 exons. Gene Ontology annotation, molecular function: guanyl-nucleotide exchange factor activity. Gene Ontology annotation, biological process: Rho protein signal transduction. The record is from RefSeq and is a predicted model, not a curated record.
CUUGGGGCUAGGCUUGGUCAUUCAUGUGCACAUCCUAUGCUCUCAACAUAGGUACGUCGUUUAAGACUGCGUUUAAUUUUGUAAACCAUUUACGCAGACAGUGGUAAGAGUUGGCAAUACAUCAUGAGCGUUUGGCAUAGGCGGCCACAGUCCUCUUGGAGCGUCGCUGCGUGAGGGCUCAACGUUGUGUCCAUGGAAGCUCACAAAACUUCUCUAACUGUGUCGGACGACUACCCACUCAAACCGCACAAACAGUGGCCGUCGGUGUCCUCGGUUGUGGCGCUUACCGUGUGAGGACUGGUAACGGAGAGAAGUCCUUGAUAUUGUGUCGUGAUCAUGCCAUCGCCAGACUUCAACCAUAACAAUCCCCGGGAAAAGUCAGGUCGGUCCUUUGCAGUUUGACGAGCUGCAGCACAUCUGCUUUCUGGUCUCGGAUACAAUGAUCUUUAACUCAAGAUGUCUGGGCUGAUAGAAGCAGAGAUAAUCAAGGAAAACGGCAAGGACGUAAACGAGAAGACGUUUGAUUGGAGUUACAUAGAAUGGCGCGAGGAUGAGUCCCCAAAAUGGACCAGCGCAGAGACGCAGACGGAGCCGGGGACGUUUGUGGAUCAGCAAACGCAGACCAGCCACCCUUUCAUCCUGCGUAUGGACUUAGACCGAACCCAUUCAAGACUGCGCCAUUCCUCCUUGAAGGACUACUCUAAUAUGCCCACCCCACUCUUUCAGUUUGACAGACAGGCUCCGGCUAGGAUCUCCACAUCUCCUACGCUGAGAAGGAUGCGAAGCACCAGGCGGAUGGACAUUUCCGGUCCACUGGAGGAUUGUGGCCCCUAUGACAUGUUAGUGCGGAGUCCCCUGUCCCCAUUGAACCGGCAGAAGUCCCCUCUGGCGGCCAGCAUAUCGCUCCCCACGGAGGGCCAGGAGCAGCAGGUCUGUCACCCGUACCCUUUAGCGAACCGUGGGAAACCGAGAUCACUUAGAUCAAAGACUUUGGACAAUGGUGUCAUUUGCAAAAGCCAAGAGGCUCCGUGCGAAGGGGAAUAUGACAACAGCAGCAUUGAAGGAGGCACCAGUGAAGCCGAACAGGUAAAAGAACUGUCACAUAAAAGGCUCCAGGAGCGUCGUCGUAGCUCGGUGGUGGUGAGUCUGCCUGGCCUGGACAUGUCUCCAGGGGACCUCUUUGUGUCCAAUGGCGCCGCGGACAUUCUAAACCACUCCACCUUCUCAGACACCAAGAAGUCGAAGUGGCCCUUCUCCAGACGCAGUACGACAAAGGGAAAGGUGCGGACCGCCGUAGACAUCGACAAGUGCCUCUCAGACAUCAGCAUUCAGGACUGGAGGGACAAUGACUUCCAGAGGUACAAGGAUUGUUCUUUGGAGGAGUUUUUGAGGGAGCAGUGUCCUUCACUCCUGCCACCAGAAGAGCCCACGGCACACAGGAAGCAGGAAUCCAUAUGGGAGCUCUUCACCAGCGAGUGUGUUUACUUCCUGGACCAGCUCAUGGUUCUCAAAGAGGUGUUCCUGACCACCCUGGAUGAUCUGCACAUGCGAGAUUGCCUGCAAGAUAUCGACACCUGGAGGCUCUUCGCCAACCUGAACGAGCUGUGCCUGGUGAGUUUCAACUUCCUCAGCAGUCUGCUGCGCGUCCUCAAAGCCUCGUGGCAGGAGACAGACACAGACUCUGACACAGACACACAGGCGCUGCUGGAGCUGCUGAAAAAGGCCUUCAGAGAGAGCAUCUGCCACUGUCUGCAGAAGUACUGCCUCAACUACUCCACCGCGGUGCUCUAUCUGGACAGCCUGAAGCCACGGGAGGACUUCAGCUCCUACGUCAAGUGGUGCGAGCGACAGCCACAGUGUCGACGUCUGCAGCUGAGAGACCUGCUGGUGGCCCCUCUCCAGAGGUUCACGCGCUACCCGCUGCUCCUCAAGAACGUGGCCAAGAGGAGCCAGAGUCCCGAGGAGGAGAGCAGCCUGCAGGAGGUGCUGGAGCUGGUGGACAGAGCCAUAUAUGACCUGGAGGGCAAGGUGAAGUGGCUGGAUAACUACCAGAAGGUCAAGCUGCUGAAGGAGGCCCUGGUCUGGUUGCCGGUGUGGGAGAGGGACAAGCGCGCCUACGUGCCAGAGAACCUGAAGCACCUGCUGAAGGCCGUGACGUUGGAGAACCUGGUGGCCCAUCGCAGUCUGCUGCACGAGGGGAGGCUGAGCCUCAUAGAAAAUGCUAAACUUGAACGAAGUGAAGUCUUCCUCUUCCUUUUUGAUGAAUUCCUGCUGGUCACGAAACUGAAAAGGAAUAAGAAGCAAUGCAUUUGUCUCUCUCUGCAGAAGUCGGGUAGUGUGGACGUGGUGCCGGUGCGGUCGGGUCCAGGGCAGGAGCUGGAGCCUCUGCUGCAGGAGGGCUGCACCUUCACUGUGCUGGACCAGCCGCUCUCCCUCGACCGGCUGCAGCUGAAGAACGUAGACCAGCUCAACGCCACAGCCUCCAGCCUGCCCCACUCCUUCAUCCUCAUGCACCAGAACCGCUACCAGCAGUGCAUCGGGGCCUUCAUCCUACAGGCCUGCUCAGAGGCCGUCAAGAAAACGUGGAUGACUGAGAUUGAGAAGGCAGUCACAGCGCUUCUGAAGCAGGACUCACAGCAUCCCCGUGUCAAGAACUCUUCAGCCUGGCUGGAGUCUUCCCAGAUCUGAUCCAGUGAUAAAGAUUUCACCAAUCUUGUGGAAGGCCCCCUCGUAGAACCAACCCAGCCCCUCCCUCCUUUCCCCAGCCCAUGUCAACUUCCCCUGUAAAGAACCUUCCCAUUAGCUGCCCCUGCAGAUCUGUUCCAAGUUUCACCUCCCUCCAAACCUGCCCUGCCACAAUAGAAAUGUUUAACAGACCCCACCUUACACCACAUCACCUAACUUAACACAACCUCACCUGGUCCAAAACCCCCAACCCUGCACCCUCAGCUCAAAAGUGUGGAGGACUAGUGGAGCUUCACCGCUACGGUGGAGGCUGUACAGUACAUAUAUCUAUGAACUAUUGAACAGGUGACUGUCACUGGUGGACACAGUAUAUCUGUGAACUGAAGGUGACUGUCCCUCAUUGCUAUGGUGGAGAGUAUACGAGAACUUCUCUAAGUGACACCCUGCAGGUCAGAUGGGCUGCCUCCCGUCCCAGUGUCACUCUCUUCCUACUUUCAAGCACUCCCUCUCUCUAUCUCUCUCUAUCUCUCUCUCUCACACACACACACACACAAACACAUACCGGACAUAGUACAGUCAUUGACACAGUCAUCAAGCACAGAAUCUCUAGGAUAUUAAAUGUUCAUUUGUGACAUAGUUAAUGUAAAUGCCUAGUUUUUUGUAAUUAAAAAAAGUUUCCCAUGACUCAGAGUGGACUGGUCAAUUUCGCGUUUUUUUGUUGUUUAUGUUCUAAGUUGCUCUCUGCUCUUUGCAGUCCAUAAGCCUUCAAAUCAAGCUGUUUGUUUGCUGUACUGUGAACCAUGUCUAGAGGUAAUUUAAUUAAUCUAAUUUAACCUUGUCAUCAUGAGAAAGAUGCACUCACGACUCACUGGGACAAAGCGGAGAAAAACACCCGCAAAGCCAUACACCAACCCCAUAAAAAUGUCAGAAUGGUAAAGGAAAAAAAAUCAGAGUAUUUGUGGAAAAUAGAAACACCUAGUUUUAUUAUUUACUCUUUCACAUGAGGGAAAUUAGAUAACAAAUGAUCCCUUGGGACAUAAAUUACAUCACUCUCCUCCCUCCUCUCAUGACCAAAAAAAAAAAAAAACCAGAUCGCUUCAGAGGGAACCCUGUCAGUCAGUCAAUCAGUCGGUCAUUUGUCCUCCUGCGUCGGUCACGAGCCUUAUACGGACGCUAGAGAGGGUGUGAAUGCACACGCAGGCAGUGAGCGAAAACACAAGCUUGUAAGGCACGGAGACAUGAUCAUAGACACACGCACACAGAUAGAGGCCUAGUCAUCACGCCACUCACCCACCCACACACACACAGAGCCAUGAUAAACUGGCAAAUGAAAUCUACAACAAUGCGUAGUGUCAUUAUCCAAUGAUAUACGAGGACCGUUAAGACA